Gadus macrocephalus (Pacific cod) is the source of this 1826-nucleotide messenger RNA. RefSeq names its product chemokine (C-C motif) receptor 6b (gene ccr6b). Gene Ontology annotation, molecular function: chemokine receptor activity. The record is from RefSeq and is a predicted model, not a curated record. NCBI's taxonomy places the organism in Eukaryota, Metazoa, Chordata, Actinopteri, Gadiformes, Gadidae. Gene Ontology annotation, biological process: immune response; chemotaxis; G protein-coupled receptor signaling pathway. The transcript is spliced from 2 exons. Gene Ontology annotation, cellular component: membrane. Bases 312 to 1424 code for a protein of 370 amino acids.
AUGUAUGAAUAUGUAUCUCUGUGAGAGUGGGUGUCGUAGGCUACGUCAAAGAGAAGCUGAAAACAUUUUCGUUCUUUGAAGUUCAUAGCAUAGUCCCACCAAUGACAACGUUUUUUUCAAAAAGAAGAGGUGAAACAUGAAUCGAGCUACGCAGUAGUAGGUUGAAAGGCUCCCAAGCAGAUACGUGCGUUCAGCAGCCUAUUUGAUGAUUCAGAAGGGACAGGACAAAGAGCAUCUAGCGAUCGUGUUGCUGUUUUUUGCCACAAAUCAUUUGAUUGAGAAGAUAUGCUUUGAAAACCAAGCCUUGCUAAAUGACUUCCUCUAUGCUUAACACCACGACCAGCGAUUACUCCUAUUACGACUGGGGCACUUUACAGCCAGGGAUGGAGGACGAGGAUAUCUGCCCCCUCGACCCCGACCCCGAUGGGACCCUGGUGCAGACCUACGUCCACUCCUUCAUCUGCGUGUUCGGCCUGAUGGGCAACCUCCUGGUCAUAGUCACCUACGCCUUCUACAAGAGGAGCCGCACCAUGACGGACCUCUUCCUGCUCAACGUGGCCGUGGCCGACCUGCUCUUCGUCGCCACCCUCCCGCUCACCAUCUACAACGAGCAGCUGGGCUGGCCCAUGGCCCCCGGGGCGUGCAAGGCGGCGAGGGGCCUCUACAGCAUCAACCUCUACGCCGGCAUGCUCCUGCUGGCGUGCGUCGGCGGCGACCGCUACGUGGCCAUCGUCCACGCCCGGCGCUCCUUCGGCGCCGGCUCUCGCUCCCUGAUCCAGCGCUGCCUGGUCUGCGGUGCAGUGUGGGGGCUGGCCGUGGCCCUGUCCCUCCCCACUCUCAUCUACACGGAGCGUAUCGAGGAGGCGGACCUCUUGCGAGGUGAGGCCGUGUCUGUGACUUGCGCGCUGAACUUUGACGGCAAGCUGAUGAAGGUGCUGGUGCCCGCCCUCCAGGUGGGGGUGGGCUUCCUGCUGCCCCUGGCUCUCAUGGCGUUCUGCUACGGCAGCGUGCUGCGCUGCCUGUUCAGGGCGCAGGACGGCGGCCAGAGGCGGAAGGCGGUGCGCGUGGUCCUGGCCGUGGUGGUGGUCUUCGUGGUGUGUCAUCUGCCGUACAACGCAGCGCUGCUGAGCCACACCGCUGGGCUGUUCCGGGAGAGGAGCUGCGAGGCGGAGCGGAGGAAGCUCAGCGUCAUGGCGUUCAGCCGGAGCGUGGCCUACCUGCACUGCUGCCUCAACCCCGUCCUCUACGCCUUCGUCGGGGUCAAGUUCCGGCGCCACUUCCGGAAGAUACUGCAGGACACGUGGUGUCUGGGGAAGAGGUUUGUUCAGCCCGGGUGCUCGUCGUCGAACGCGGCGACCAGCGUGUACGUCUUGGGCCGCAGGUCCACCAGCGUCUCUCAAAAUGGGUCGUCUUUUAGUGUGUGAAGACGCAGUAACAAUGGCGACCGACAAAUUCUUUCAGUUGUUGGACUGUAUUAAAAAAAAAAGCAAUAGAUGUAGGUGUUUCUUUUAUGUAGGCCUAUACAUAUGAUUAUUAAAUAAGUAAGGUGCAAAGUAUUGCUAGAUAUAUGAAGUUCAGAUUUCUAGUAUUGUUGUUUUGAGUUGUUAGAUAAAAGGUUUGAAAAGCUAUUUUAUUCCAUUUAUUUCUGGUCUCUGAUUGUCACUAUUUGUGUAAUGAGUUGAACCCUAGUACUUUGAUUAUUGUAAGCCUAUACGCUUAAAUAAUUGUCCAAUUGAGUUCAGAAAUUUGAAUAAUGUAAAUGUAAUCAUUGUUUAUAUUCUAUUAUACACAGAUGUAUACUAUCUAAUAAAGAACAGUUUCCUUUA